AUGGCGAAUGUUCGCACCGUUGGAUCAGUGGCAUCCGGAACCCGGAUAAAUGCCUUGAUAAAGUCCAAACCGAAUAUCAGGAUCAGUACAUUGAUUAUUAACGAUGUUACAUUCGAUACGAACAGUAUGGCUCGUAAUAAACGAAAACGCAAACGUUCUUGCAGUAAUUUUGUCAUUUUUCUUUCAAAACAAUCAAAACGGAUAUUAUUACACAAACAUAUGAUUGUGGAACUAUUUCAAACACCAAAAGCAACAAGUUCAAACAAUACCACAACAAUCAAAGUGAUGCCACUAGCUGAAAAAUUAUCCAUCAAUUGGAAAACAUACAUUCCACCGGAUGUGAUCAUCGAUAUUCCCAAUAUCAGAUGGACCAAUACCACAAACAAUGUGAAUAAUUUCCGAUGCGGACGAAGCAAAUGCGGCCAUUCAUCAACAAUACCAGUUACGAACGAUUCCACCGUACAGAACUGCGAAUCGAUUCCCAACACCAAUAACAUGCCGAAAAAGAGAAUCGCCCAUAGAUUCGGCAGUGGAAGACGUGUAACUGCUUCGGGAUACACUAUGAAUGCCAAACCGGGUCCAGAUCGUGCCACAUCAGCUAUAUUGGCGUUCAUGGUAUAUGCCAUAUGGCCCAAUACAGAGAAUAUGACGAAACCAGAAAACAAUGAUGUAAACGAACUUAAUAGACAGGCUAUCAACGAAUCACUAAGUACACAACAUUAAUCACCUGAUUGAAAAGGCAAACAAAAGAUUUACCGA
Molecule: messenger RNA, 759 nt
Organism: Dermatophagoides pteronyssinus (European house dust mite)
Lineage: Eukaryota; Metazoa; Arthropoda; Arachnida; Sarcoptiformes; Pyroglyphidae
Source: RefSeq, a predicted model, not a curated record